Messenger RNA from Emiliania huxleyi CCMP1516, 1290 nucleotides. RefSeq lists its product as hypothetical. Bases 1 to 1290 code for a protein of 429 amino acids. The record is from RefSeq and is a predicted model, not a curated record. The transcript is spliced from 3 exons. NCBI's taxonomy places the organism in Eukaryota, Haptophyta, Isochrysidales, Noelaerhabdaceae.
AUGCUCUGGCUCUCCGCGCUCGCCUACCCUGCGGCGCCCCCGUCCGAGGUUCUCCGACCUCCAGCUUCAGAGCGGCGCGAGCUGCUGCGUGUCCGCUCCGGGCACACACCGUUAGGAUCGUGGGAGGAGACGACCAACGAGCCGAUGCACAAGACGGUCUGCGAUGGCCGACCGUGCCGCCCUGGCGAGGGCAAUCGUGUGGGUUAUGAACACUGGAAGCAGCCGUACCGGCCGCUCGACGAGGCUGUCGUACGCGCGCUCUCCAAGAAGCCGCCGCACGGACCCGAUGGUCCGCAAUACGCCAAACUUGUCGCUGCCGCCGGCCAUCUUGCGGAUGCCAGCAAAUUCAUCGCUCUGGCCGCCGCGGACUUCGACUACCGCGAGCUGGCUGAGAACUGGCACGCCGCCGCCGCGCGCUCCGGGGUGAGAUGCGCCCUGCUGUACGCGCUCGACGCUCCGGCGCACGCUCACCUCACUGCGCGGCUCGGCGCUGCGAGCGUCGUCAACGGCACGGCGAACCUUGACGCGUGGGCCACGACCAAACUGAUGCGCCACAUCCAGCGCGCGCUUGCGGAGAGGCACAUGGCGGCCGCAGCCCUCGCCACCGCCGGCUUCGACGUGCUCCUCUGCGACUCAACGGCGGUGUUUGUGGCCGACCCGCGGCCGCGACUCCUCUCGGUACCCGCCUCCGACGCCGACGUGCUUGUCGGACGCCUCCACUGCAACCGCCCCGGCAAGAACAGGCACUCGCCGCCCCCUCUCCAACCUCGGCCUCUCGAGCUGCUCGGAUGUGCCGCUGCGUGGAACUUCCUCUUGCUGCGCGGCGCCUCCGCGUCUCCGCCGCGCCGGAGCCUCGUCGCACGCCUCUCGGUGCGCUCGAUCGAGCGCGGCAUGGUCGACUUUUAUCUGCGCUGGUGGAUGGGGCACCACUGCACCUUCAUCGGCUUUGACAAGACGGUGGCCGAUGCGCGGCCGAGGAUCGAGGGCGGCUUCGGCGGUCCUGAGGCGGUUGCCGCCGCGCCGAAUGCGGUGGCUCUCGCCACGCUGACGGCGCCAAGCUGGUGCGACGCCGGCGGCGGCAGCUGCUUGCGUCUCGGGCUGCUGCCGAUGGACGCAUUCCCGCCCGCUGGGGCGUUUGUCUCGAGCCGCGCCACUGCUGUCGUCGGCCGCGCGACAAGGCCGCCUAGCGAGCCCGUCCACAGGCUACGCCUCGACCGGUACGACCAGCGAGACUUUGCGGCCCUGGUGGCGCGCAUGGGGGAGGAGGGGCUCUGGCUGCUCGGGUCGUAA